AUGCGAAUUGCAUCUUGGGGUCCAAUUGUUCGCGUGAGGCGAGCUACAUGUGUUUUCAUUGGGAAGGACACCAUUGACGAGCAUGCUGCAAGAUGCAGCCCCUUCGAGGACAGAGUCGUAUACGAAAGCUUCGACCAGGUCCAGGUUGAGUCCAAUCACCACAAGAUUGAUAAGUUUGCGGCACCGCAUACGAGGCUAUUUUGA
Messenger RNA from Fusarium proliferatum ET1, 204 nucleotides. RefSeq lists its product as uncharacterized. The transcript is spliced from 2 exons. Bases 1 to 204 code for a protein of 67 amino acids. NCBI's taxonomy places the organism in Eukaryota, Fungi, Ascomycota, Sordariomycetes, Hypocreales, Nectriaceae. The record is from RefSeq and is a predicted model, not a curated record.